Messenger RNA from Procambarus clarkii (red swamp crayfish), 1684 nucleotides. NCBI's taxonomy places the organism in Eukaryota, Metazoa, Arthropoda, Malacostraca, Decapoda, Cambaridae. The record is from RefSeq and is a predicted model, not a curated record.
AUGGCGGGUAGUGACCCAGACACAGCCGGGUACUCUGGUUAUAGUGUUACGGGGGAAGCCUUUGCUGCAAAUAAUGCCAUUGUUGCCCUUCUUUAUGAACUGGAAAAGGCUUAUGGCACUAUCUGGAGAUACAGUAUUUUAGCCGAACUAAACUCUCUCGGUCUUGGUGGACAUCUGCCAAUCUUCCCUCAACACUUCCUCGUUAAAGUGAGGCUUGGGUCGCCUCACCAUCUCCUCACAACCACCCAAGGCCUCACAAGGGUCGCCUCACAACCACACAAGGUCUCACAAGGGUCGCCUCACAACCACCCAAGGCCUCACAAGGGUCGCCUCACAACCACACAAGGCCUCACAAGGGUCGCCUCACAACCACACAAGGCCUCACAAGGGUCGCCUCACAACCACACAGGGCCUCACAAGGGUCGCCUCACAACCAGCCAAGGCCUCACAAGGGUCGCCUCACAACCAGCCAAGGCCUCACAAGGGUCGCCUCACAACCAGCCAAGGCCUCACAAGGGUCGCCUCACAACCACCCAAGGCCCCACAAGGGUCGCCUCACAACCAGCCAAGGCCUCACAAGGGUCGCCUCACAACCAGCCAAGGCCUCACAAGGGUCGCUUCACAACCACCCAAGGCCUCGCAAGGGUCGCCUCACAACCAGCCAAGGCCUCACAAGGGUCGCCUCACAACCAGCCAAGGCCUCACAAGGGUCGCCUCACCAUCUCCUCACAACCAACUCUCUACCUCACAAGGGUAUCAUCACCAUCUCCUCACAACCACCCAAGGCCUCACAAGGGUGGCCUCACAACCAGCCAAGGCCUCACAAGGGUGGCCUCACAACCAGCCAAGGCCCCACAAGGGUCGCCUCACAACCAGCCAAGGCCUCACAAGGGUCGCCUCACAACCACCCAAGGCCUCACAAGGGUCGCCUCACAACCACACAAGGCCUCACAAGGGUCGCCUCACAACCACCCAAGGCCUCACAAGGGUCGCCUCACAACCACACAAGGCCUCACAAGGGUCGCCUCACAACCAGCCAAGGCCUCACAAGGGUCGCCUCACAACCAGCCAAGGCCUCACAAGGGUCGCCUCACAACCACCCAAGGCCUCACAAGGGUCGCCUCACAACCAGCCAAGGCCUCACAAGGGUCGCCUCACAACCAGCCAAGGCCUCACAAGGGUCGCCUCACCAUCUCCUCACAACCAACUCUCUACCUCACAAGGGUAUCAUCACCAUCUCCUCACAACCACCCAAGGCCUCACAAGGGUGGCCUCACAACCAGCCAAGGCCUCACAAGGGUGGCCUCACAACCAGCGAAGGCCCCACAAGGGUCGCCUCACAACCAGCCAAGGCCUCACAAGGGUCGCCUCACAACCACCCAAGGCCUCACAAGGGUCGCCUCACAACCACACAAGGCCUCACAAGGGUCGCCUCACAACCACCCAAGGCCUCACAAGGGUCGCCUCACAACCACCCAAGGCCUCACAAGGGUCGCCUCACAACCACCCAAGGCCUCACAAGGGUCGCCUCACAACCACCCAAGGCCUCACAAGGGUCGCCUCACAACCAGCCAAGGCCUCACAAGGGUCGCCUCACAACCAGCCAAGGCCUCACAAGGGUCGCCUCACAACCAGCCAAGGCCUCACAAGGGUCGCCUCACCAUCUCUGGUAGUGAGGGCUCAG